AUGAAAUCGCCAGUUAGGCAACCACAGCGGCACACCGACGAAAGUGAGCAUGCAGAUGAGGCAAGUGUCGAGAGGCCUACUCGUUUUCCCUGUGUGAAAUUGCGCCUUCACCCCCUUUCCAUCAGGUUGAGUUGUCUUUCGAGCACAUCAUUCCAUUUCAGAGGCCCAAGCCUGCAACGCCAGACGAGCGGGACUCCGGACCAUCUGAAAACACGGUCAUCCGAACCAAGAACUAGUCGCUGGGAGCGCGUCAAAAUGCAGAGGAGUAUCUGCCCGAGAAGAGCACUUCUAGAAGCUGUCCUGCCGGGAAGGCUCAAUCCUUUCGAAGACAGGGACACAACAGGACACAACACAACAACAAUAAGAUCAACGCAGUCGCAAUCCUCGCUUCUUGAAUCUAACGCCAGUUCUGAUGUACCAACUCGGUGUAACAACCAGGAUUCUGCUCAAACCUUGCGUUAUCGUCUGUCAUAG
Protopolystoma xenopodis is the source of this 474-nucleotide messenger RNA. NCBI's taxonomy places the organism in Eukaryota, Metazoa, Platyhelminthes, Monogenea, Polystomatidea, Polystomatidae. The record is from the annotation of a GenBank genome assembly.